Molecule: messenger RNA, 3917 nt
Organism: Myotis brandtii (Brandt's bat)
Lineage: Eukaryota; Metazoa; Chordata; Mammalia; Chiroptera; Vespertilionidae
Gene: ANO8
Product: anoctamin 8
Exons: 18
Coding region: 1-3744 (1247 amino acids)
Biological process (GO): chloride transmembrane transport
Cellular component (GO): plasma membrane
Molecular function (GO): chloride channel activity
Source: RefSeq, a predicted model, not a curated record
AUGGGGAAACUCAGGAGGCGAAUCCGGAGCGGGCGAAGACGAGACCCAGAAUCUGGAGCGGGCGGGGACGAGACCCAGAAUCUGGAGCGGGCGGGGACAAGAAGGGGAAUGCACCUUCGGUGCGUGUGUGAGCGGGGGCAAGGGCUGGAGGCCAGGCUCCUGGUCCAGAAGUGGCCUGACCACGGCCUGGACGGCCUGCCCCACCCCGUCCCCCCAGAUAAGCUUUUUGGGAAGCGGCUCUUGCAAGCGGGUCGGUACCUGGUGUCCCACAAGGCGUGGAUGAAGACUGUGCCCACGGAGAACUGCGACGUGCUGAUGACCUUCCCAGAUACGACGGAUGACCACACGCUGCUCUGGCUGCUGAACCACAUCCGCGUGGGCAUCCCCGAGCUCAUAGUGCAAGUCCGCCACCACCGCCGCACGCGUGCCUAUGCCUUCUUCGUCACCGCCACGUAUGAGAGCCUCCUCCGAGGGGCCGACGAGCUGGGUCUGCGGAAAGCAGUGAAGGCGGAGUUUGGCGGGGGGACCCGCGGCUUCUCCUGCGAGGAGGACUUUAUCUACGAGAAUGUGGAGAGUGAGCUACGCUUCUUCACCUCCCAGGAGCGACAGAGCAUCAUCCGUUUCUGGCUUCAGAACCUGCGAGCCAAGCAGGGGGAGGCUCUGCACAACGUGCGUUUCCUGGAGGACCAGCCAAUCAUUUCCACUCCAGGAAACCAGCCGCUGCAAGUUCACCUUCUGAUGCCAACGUGGCACCCCAUUCCUCAGACAGGCAGAACAAGCCAGGAUGUAUCCUGCGUGGUCUUCGCCUUGUUCAACGUGGUCUGGUCAACACUCUUCUUGGAGGAGUGGAAACGGAGGGGGGCAGAGCUGGCCUACAAGUGGGGGACUCUGGACUCACCAGGGGAAGCCGUGGAGGAGCCACGACCCCAGUUCAGGGGUGUGCGGCGGAUCAGCCCGGUGACGCGGGCCGAGGAGUUCUACUACCCGCCCUGGAAGCGGCUGCUCUUCCAGCUGUUUGUGAGUGUCCCCUUGUGCCUCGCCUGCCUGGCCUGCGUGUUCCUGCUGAUGCUUGGCUGUUUCCAGUUGCAGGAGCUGGUGCUGAGUGUGAAGGGGCUGCCCCGGCUGGCCCGGUUCCUGCCCAAGGUCAUGCUGGCCCUGCUGGUCAGCAUAAGUGCGGAGGGCUACAAGAAACUUGCCAUAUGGCUCAAUGACAUGGAGAAUUACCGGCUGGAGAGCGCCUACGAGAAGCACCUCAUUAUCAAGGUUGUUCUGUUCCAGUUCAUCAAUUCCUACCUGAGCCUCUUCUACAUUGGCUUCUACCUCAAGGACAUGGAGCGCCUGAAAGAGCUCCUGCUCGUCCUGUCCCUGUCCCAGAGCCUCGAGCGGCAGCUUCGGGCGGUGCUGGGCCCGCUCGUGGCCUUGCAGUUCCACCUGCUCCUCCUCUCCCUCCGGGGCCUCCUGCACCUGGCCCAGGCCAAAAUGCUGGCCACUUUGCUGAUCACCCGCCAGUUUCUUCAGAAUGUGCGCGAGGUCCUGCAGCCACACCUGUACCGGCGGCUGGGCCGAGGCGAGCUCAGCCUGCAGGCCGCUUGGGAGCUGGCCCAGGCCCUGCUUGGCCUGCUCAGCCUUCGGCGCCCUGCACCCUACCACCUUGAACCCCAGGCUGAGGAGGGUGGCGGCAGUGGUGGCAGAGGACGCCGCAGGUGUCUCAGUGGGGGCUGCGGGGCACCAGAGGAGGAGGAAGAGGCCAUAGUGGAACGGCGGCCCACGGGGGAAGGUGGGGAGGGAGGGAAUGGAUUGAGAGGGGGCAAGGAGGAGGAGGAAGAGGAGGAGGAGGAGGAGGAGGAAGAUGAGGACGAGGAAGAAGGUGAGGAGGGCGACCUCCUGGACUGCGGGCUCCGUCUAAAGAAGGUCAGCUUUGCUGAGCGGGGGGUCAGGCGACAUCGGCCAGGCCCAAGUCCGGAGGCCCUCCUGGAGGAGGGGAGCCCCACAAUGGUCGAGAAGGGGCUGGAGCCGGGCGUGUUCACACUAGCCGAGGAAGAUGAUGAGGUAGAGGGGGCACCUGGCAGCCCUGAGCGGGAGCCCCCAGCUGUCCUGCUCCGCCGGGCUGGGGGUGAGGGCCGUGACCAGGGGCCAGAAGGGGGCCCAGAGCCGGAGACUGGCUCAGGCAACUUGGCCCAGAAGCAGCGGCGGCAGAAUCGGUCCUCUUGGAUCGACCCGCCCGAGGAGGAACACUCACCCCAGCUCACCCAGGCUGAGCUUGAGAGCUGUAUGAAGAAGUACGAGGACACGUUCCAGGACUACCAGGAGAUGUUCGUGCAGUUUGGCUACGUCGUGCUCUUCUCGUCUGCCUUCCCCCUGGCUGCGCUGUGCGCCCUGGUCAACAACCUCAUUGAGAUCCGCAGUGAUGCCCUCAAGCUGUGCACGGGGCUGCAGCGGCCCUUUGGGCAGCGGGUCGAGAGCAUCGGCCAGUGGCAGGUGUGGGAGGGCCAAGGGCUCCAAGCUGAGGUGCACAGGGAGACGGGGUGCACCGGGAAGGAGCACAAGGCCCAGAGAGGGGGGCUGACCCCACCUGAGCCCCACCGUGUCCCCCCGCAGAAGGUGAUGGAGGCCAUGGGUGUCCUGGCGAUCAUAGUCAACUGCUAUCUCAUCGGCCAGUGUGGGCAGCUGCAGCGCCUCUUCCCCUGGCUCAGUCCCGAGGCGGCCAUCGUGUCCGUGGUGGUGCUUGAGCACUUCGCUCUGCUUCUCAAGUACCUCAUCCACGUGGCCAUCCCUGACAUCCCAGGGUGGGUGGCCGAAGAGAUGGCCAAGCUUGAAUACCAGCGCCGGGAGGCCUUCAAGAGACACGAGCGCCAGGCCCAGCACCGUUACCAGCAGCAGCAGCGGAAGCGGAGGGAGGAGGAGGAGCGCCAGCGCCACACAGAGCACCACCCCCGGCGGGAGCGUGACACCAGCAGCCGGGAGGAGACCCGGGCGGAGGGCUCCGGGCUGGACCCCGCUGCCCCUGAGAAGGCCUCGGCCAAGGCCAAGGGCAGCGGGGUGGGUGGCCACGGUUCCGAGCGGCCCAAGCGCCCAGGGUCCUUGCUGGCACCCAACAAUGUCAUGAAGCUGAAGCAGAUCAUCCCGCUGCAGGGCAAGUUUUUGUCAUCAGGGGCCACAUCCUCAAUAGCGGGCACUGGGCCCGGCCCCGCCGCGCGGCCCACCCCUGCUCAGUCACCCACAGGCAGCGAUACCCGCCUGCCGGCCUUCCUCAAGUUCCUCAAAUCACCCGAGACCCGGCGGGACCCCGAGCGCAGCCACUCGCCACCCAAGGCCUUCCACGCCAGCAAGCUCUUCCCCUUUGGCAGUGGAGCCCGGGCUGAGGCUGGGGCCAAUGGGGUGGGCGGGCAGGUCCGGUUGGAAGGGACCCCUGGCAGUGGCGGUGGCGGUGGCGGUGGCCGGGCCCAGCGCUGUGGGCCGGCAGACGAGGCUGCAGCUGAGGAGCCAGAUGUCCUCCGGCCGGAAGAGGAAGGCUCAGGGACAGCGCUGGCCCCAGCGGCCGCACCCCGCCAGGCCCCUGCCACCAAUGCAGAGUGCCCGCCCUGUGCCCUGGCUGGGCCCCCGCCCGCUCCCCAGCCCCUGCCAGGAGACACCAGCUUCUACAGCCUUGCACCUCUGCCUCUGCCACCAUCCUCCGAGCCCCCCGAGUCCCCCUCAGCCUCUCCGAGCCCCCAGGCUGUGUGCUGGCCCAGUGGCUGGCACUAGCUCUGCCUGGCGCCCUGCCUUCCUAUUCUCAUGCAAUAGCAGUCACCAAUGGGCGGCCACAGCCCAGAAAAUGCUUUGGCUCCCUUGGGCUCCUCCUCCUGGGGCGAGGGCCUAGCCCCCCUAUCUGCCGUUUUUCUUUUGACUAGGAUGGGGGAAAUGAACCCCCCCCCCCC